Molecule: messenger RNA, 1254 nt
Organism: Verruconis gallopava
Lineage: Eukaryota; Fungi; Ascomycota; Dothideomycetes; Venturiales; Sympoventuriaceae
Exons: 3
Coding region: 40-1086 (348 amino acids)
Cellular component (GO): mitochondrion
Source: RefSeq, a predicted model, not a curated record
UUUGCAUCUUGAGCUCUUCACGACCAAUUGGCCGCAACAAUGGCCGCAACAGCACCGAGAGUCGCUUCUGUGGCUCGCCAGUUGACCUGGAGAUCAAUCAGGAUACCACGCGCGAUCGCCCAGGCACCCGUUCGACCUGCGUUCUUCUCUCAUAUCCAUCGAAGAUAUGCCUCUGGGACUCCGCAUUAUGAUCCGGCCCCCCCACAGAUUGAGUACAUUUUGUACAAGCAGCAUGCGGAACCUCAUACUCCAGAGGACUGGAAGGAGAUCGGACAGUCCGCGCUGCAGAACUGCGAGACCCAGGCGGAACGAGAUGCUGUCCAGGAAUACAUUACCAACGCACUCAAACCAUCAUUGACGGAUGAGGAGGUUAUUGCAGUAGCUUCUCAGGUCGGCACUCAGAUCACUACGCCAGAAGAACUCGCAGCUGCCCAUGUCGUGUUCAAGAAUAUGAUAAAAGCCGCAACUCUAGCCGAAGCUGAGACUUUGUUCAAGUAUUACGAUCAGACCGGUGAAUUCCCAGCCGAGAUCAAGGCUGCGCUCUCUGAAUCUUUGACGAAGGCAUUGGCUUCCCCAACCGCUUCUAACGGCGCUCAUGGGGAUCAUGGCCACCACGAUACUCAUGGCCACAGUUCUCACCACGGCGGAGAGCACGCAAAAGAAUCAUUUGGCAUCGGCUGGUAUCUAGCACUCGGCACGAUUCCAUUCAGCUGGAUCCUGAUGACCCUAACUCGGAACAAGUCCGAUGAGGAGAACAAACCUUUCCUCACUCGUCUCAUUCACAAGUAUGAUUCGUGGCAGGACGAAUGGCGGCGAAGCAACGAGCUGCAUACUAAGGCUGUGGAGCAAGCCGGUUUUGAUAGACUUCUGUUCCGGCAUGCUGCAACGUCGGACGGCAGAGGUACCGGCAAGAAAGAGGUCAGGUUCGAAGAUGCCAUGAAUCAGGGUCCUCAAAUUAACGUCGCUCCUGGCUCGUAUAUCAAUGUGGACAAGGUCGUAGAGCACUACAAGAAGCUGAACGAGGAGACUGAGGAGCGGCGGCUUGAGAUUGAGAAGUUCUAUGAAGCUCGAGAGCGACGUGCAUGAGAUGGUGCAGAAAGGCCUGGCACAUUCGGGGUAGAUUUUCAGCUGGAAACACAAAGUCUCCAAGUACGCCGAUCUGGGAUUAUCUACUCUGGCACAGGUGCUAUCAUGCCCAGUGGCUUGGCGGCAAGCAUUACUGUACAUAAGAUUAUACAUAUCCAAAUGCUGUAC